CUAACCUCAUUUUUGAUUUUAUAUUUUGAUUUUGAUUCUUGAAUAUUUUUCUUCAGUUUACUAAAUAUUUCUUUAAUUUAUUUUUCCCACUUUCCCUGUAUUUCUCAUCGCAAACAAGUCUUGAUGUUCAAUAUAAACAAUAAAUAUAUAAUGUAGCUUGUAGGUAACACCAAACCAAAGCUAAAUAUAAAAUCAAUUUAAAUUUCAAUAAUCUCUUGUUACAAAUUUAAUUUAUCUUUCCCAAGCCCCCAAAUGAUUCCAUUAAGAAUUACCACUAAUAUCCUCGCCAGUCGUCUGCAAAUAGCUACGUUCAGCCCUAUUUUAUUCAAUCAUUUACACCACAGAUUAAAAAGUACUGGUACUAGAAGUGAAAUAACUCCAUCUGCGAGUAGCAAAGAAUCUGCAAUCGACACAAAUGUAAAACCUCUAGGCGAAAGAGUGAAGGAAACUACCAAGACAACUUACAAUGCUUUAAUUAUUCUGGUUGGCCUAGGAGUGAUAGGCGGUUUGGGUUAUACGAUAUUUAGUGAAUUGUUUUCUAGUAAGAGUCCUAGUAAUAUUUACAAGAAAGCUGUAGAUAAAUGUAUUGAGAGUACACAGGUGUCUGAUAAGCUGGGGUAUCCGAUAAGCUCACACGGACAUGAAACAAGAAGAGGCAGGAGACAACAUGUUACUCAUGCUUUUUAUGUUGACAAGGAAGGAAGAAAACACAUUAGAAUGAAAUUCCAUUUAAAAGGUACUUCCCAUUCGGGCACUAGCCAUGUCGAUAUGGUAGAGAAUGAUAAAGGAAAGUAUGAAUACCGCUACUUAUUCGUUGAAGUGGAUGACAUGUUCAAAAGUGUGAUAAUUGUAGAAGACAACCGCAACAAACUUGGCCCUGAGUCAAAUCUGCACGACCUGGACAUGAAAUUUUAAAUAAAGCUCGACUUUUAUUGUAAAUUGUAUUUUUUAUUUAUGUUUGUUUUAUCCUCAUACAUCAACACUAAAUUGUUUUUGAAAAUAUAAGUUUUUAUUUGAAGUAUGAUCCAGGAUAUUAUUAUGUAAACAGCAAUGUAUUGCAUCCAUGCUAACUUUACUAUUUGCCAGAAUCUUGGUUUGAAGUAAAUUUUGUGUUCUGGGUAUUUUAGGAUAAGGUUGAAUGUGAAAGUACUGUCCUGGGUGGGAUUUGUAGUUGUUAAUACAUUGUCCAAAGUGGUUUUUACUAAAAACAUUAUAAUAAUUGAGCUACAGUUGGGUGUUAUGAAUUGCAUAAUAACUUACAUUUGCUCUCUGCAUAUCUUGCUAUAAUAUUUUCAAAUUUUGCACUUUGAAUAUUUUCCUUAUCGAUAAGUAAAUAGUCUGGGUUCAUUGCCAAGUCAUAUUUAGAACAUCUUAUUGCUUCUGAUUGUUUCAAACCCAAGUCUGCAUAGACAGAAAUUUGAGUAAGACUACUAGUAACAAAAUUUUGGUAUAUGAUGGCACUUUGUGUAUGAAAGGGUAUAGUUUAUUGGAAGAACCAAAUGGAUUGAGCUCAUCUUGAAAUGCUUUGGAAGACCAGCGGUAAUUGUAAAGUGAAGAGAAUCGGCUUUUCCAUCGUGGUUGUCGUCUAAUUCUCGAACCUAGAAUAAAUAAACUACAUUUAUUUAAGAUGUAGGUACCUAUUUGUUGCUUCCUAAAUUAAAUGCUCAUACAGUCAGAUGACGUUACCUUAAUAGUAGAACAAGUAUCAAAAUUCUUCAUAUAUUUCUUAUAAUAUGCAAACGAGCUGCAACUUAUCACUUGUGGAUUUUCGCUUGAGGUUGCCAGAAAUAAGAAAUCGCCUGUAAAUUUGACAUCGGGUUGCACGUAAACCACGUCACGUUUUUGCCAAAAACCUAAAGAAAAAUGGGUCAAUAACAGCGAAGGAAAAAAUAUAAUUAAUUCAGUGGAAUAACCACAAAGUUACUUUCACAUGUAUCAUGAGUCAUUUAAUAUUGGAUUAAUCGCAAAUUAAAGAAUGCAUUAUAUUAUGAUGUGUAUGGAGUUUUGUCAUUUUUCGGUGAUUAAGAACUGAUCUAUUCGAAAUUGCUUAAUGCUGGUUGCGAAUAAACUGAAAAUAAGGCGAAUUUUCAAAUGAAAAAGUCC
Molecule: messenger RNA, 2103 nt
Organism: Ceutorhynchus assimilis (cabbage seed weevil)
Lineage: Eukaryota; Metazoa; Arthropoda; Insecta; Coleoptera; Curculionidae
Source: the annotation of a GenBank genome assembly